Messenger RNA from Kwoniella mangroviensis CBS 8507, 1512 nucleotides. RefSeq lists its product as uncharacterized. The transcript has 6 exons. Bases 1 to 1512 code for a protein of 503 amino acids. The record is from RefSeq and is a predicted model, not a curated record. NCBI's taxonomy places the organism in Eukaryota, Fungi, Basidiomycota, Tremellomycetes, Tremellales, Cryptococcaceae.
AUGACCCAAGAUACCAAACCAUUCAUCCCAUCACUCUCCCCAGAGGAUGAUCUCGACCUCCCUCCACCAUCAUACGACACUGGAUUAGCGGCUUCGUCCUCCUCUUCUUCUCGACCCGAUGCCGGGUCAUCCAACUCUCGGCCGGUCGAAGAGAGGACUAUCCCUCAACACUUGUUUCACCUUUUCAGUGGACCACCAAAUGGGGAACCUCCGAUAGGAAGGGAUGGUGUUCCUCCUGAGCAGAUUCAGAGGAUUGCAUGGGGUCAGAAGGGUCAUGAUAUAGAAUCUUGGGAUCCCAAAUUGGCUGAUCCCGAGGUUAUGUACGACUUCAUCAGAGCGCAAGCCAUGGUCCCACCAACGAUAAAGAUCAGAUGUCGAGGUCGGCAUAUGGAGACAUUGGAAAGAGAUCAAACCGUCAUUGAGAAUGGUAUUGAAACAAGUAAGAAAAGAGGAGAGUCCUAUUAUGUGACGGAUUUCGAUUUCACCAUCAACUUGUCAGGUAUUGUCAAUCAUCGAACAAACAAUAACCACAUUCACUUGCGAACAGUCGAAUCUGAUAGAGCGGCUUAUAGAGGGACUCAUACAACACGCUACGGCGCUUCUUUCGCCCCUGAUCACGGUACUAGAUCGUUCUCUCAAGGUGGCUAUCGAUCAUUGAACACUGAAAUGGAAUACGGUGUGACAGAUGUGGGAAGACAACCUACUUCGGCAGAGCAAAGCGACGUUGACGCAUGGAAUGUGUACAGAGCCAAAAAAGGAAUACCAGGUUGGGUCAACAUGCAAAACGUUGCUGAAUUUUGGGAUACAAGGAUCAGAUCUAAGUUACUUAGUCACGCGGAUGUGGAGAGUGCCAGAACUGUUAGAGAUCACGAUAACAGACCAAGUCUGAAAGAAUGGUGUAAAGUGUAUUGCAGAGAUAAGGGAAUCUUCAAGGAGUUCUGGGUACACAAAGGUGUAUAUGGCUGGGAGAUGGAAAGUGUCCAAACGGCGAUACGCACUGCGAUCCUCUCAACAGGAUAUCAAUCGAAUUACCUUACAGUCACGACCGAUAUUACUCCGCUAGCAAUAGUCAUUCGACCGAACAAUAUCUUGAGUAGAGCCGUAAACAAUGGAUUUAUCUACUUCUUGUCCUGGAUUACGCUGAUCUGGCCACUGAUCUGGAUAUUCAAGAGGGUUUUCCCUAGAUUCCUAGGUGCUCCAUGGAACGUAGCUUAUGUGAAUUACGCAUUGAAAUGUUACCCUCCACUUCCCUCUACAUACCCCGCCGAAACGAUCCUCCAAGCUCAAGAUCGUUUAGCGGCCCUGUACAAGCUGCAUCCUGAGUUACCUGAGAAUCCGACUUUGCAAUAUGGGCCCAAGGGUGUACAUUACUUGUUAGGAAGGAAGGAAGGUGAAUGGUUCAGAGAGUGGGAAGAAAGAAUCAGGAUGGGCGUGAGAAUGAAAUUUAGAGGCCAGCUUGAGGGUGGCCAACAGGGAGAACAAAACGCUGGACAAGGAUUGGAUGGAUACUAG